Alosa sapidissima (American shad) is the source of this 1265-nucleotide messenger RNA. RefSeq names its product CKLF-like MARVEL transmembrane domain containing 7 (gene cmtm7). Gene Ontology annotation, cellular component: membrane. Lineage: Eukaryota; Metazoa; Chordata; Actinopteri; Clupeiformes; Clupeidae. The record is from RefSeq and is a predicted model, not a curated record. The coding region runs from base 135 to 614 and encodes 159 amino acids. The transcript is spliced from 5 exons.
GUGGUCACACCCAAUGGGAAGUUCGAGAGCGCACCGUUAGUAGUGAACUGGAGCGCACGCAGCACCAGAUUUCAGCUUGAACCUACAUCGUUUACUACUCCCGUUAGUCGUUCAAUUUAGUAGCCUAAUCCAAGAUGUCUCACGUAGUUACCACCACCACUACUACCACAUCGUCCGGUGGAGGUUUCGCAAAUGUGGGUUACACGCGUACUAUACAAGGACAGCUGAAAAUCGCUCAAGUGGUCACUCUCCUAAUUGCCUUCCUGUGUGUUCACUUGUCAAAGUACUGGACUGACUCCACAGCUCUGCGUUACUUUGAGGUGGUCACUCUUUUUUUCCUCAUCGCCUUCCUCAUCUUCUUCAUCAUGCACCUGCUGAGACUGCAGAGCAAAAUCCCCUGUAUCAACUGGACCCUGACGGAGUUCCUACAUUAUGUGCUCGGGACCAUCCUUAUCCUCAUUGGCUCCAUAGUCGUGGCAGUGAAGAAUGGUGGCAUCGCCGCCCUAAUAGCUGGCUCAGUCUUUGGCUUCAUUGCUUCUUUUCUGCUGGCCUAUAGUAUGUGGACAUCCUACAAAGUCACUUGGGGAUCCCAACCAACCAGUGCAGCAGUGUAAAAAAGACAAACCUACAAAAACUGAGAUUGGUCCAGUUGUUGGUUGUAAAAUGAAAGCACUUCUACUGUGUUAAGAGCCUGAAAGUGUUUGCAGAGCAAGCUUUGCCAAAACCUUUGGCCAUUUUAUCUGCCUUUGUCAUGGCUAUAUUUAUCCGUGUUUCGAGUCAUGCCGCAGUUUACAAUAUUUAUUUGACCCUUUUUCUUCUGAAGAGUUACUAUAGUGCCUUGCGUAUAUGAAAUAAAAAAAAAAAAAUCUGCUCCCACCUUAUGGUAAUGUGCCAUCUAUUUGUAAACUAAUAGUAGACAAAAACAUAUUGUCUCUAGAGCAAAAUACAAUACAUUUAAUAUUUGUAUUGUUUUCUAUAUGGUUAAGUACUAUGUACUGCAUAUACUGAAUGACCUUUGACCUUAAACAACACCGGUGCUAGUUACAAGGGCACAAUAUUCAUAGAGUGGGACCAGGUUCUUGACUGAAUAUGAGCAGUUGCUUUAAAAAUGCUUUCAGCGGUUAAUUGGCUCUAACAGGGGGUCAAGCGCAGCCAUAUUUUUUAUACAAAUUUAACCGACUAUUAUGAUUGUGUAUGCUUUGUGUUGGUCCAGACUCGGACAUGCAGCUGUUUGCCAUUCAAAUGAAGUCACCAGUUUCAUAUAA